Molecule: messenger RNA, 342 nt
Organism: Loa loa (African eye worm)
Lineage: Eukaryota; Metazoa; Nematoda; Chromadorea; Rhabditida; Onchocercidae
Exons: 2
Coding region: 1-342 (113 amino acids)
Source: RefSeq, a predicted model, not a curated record
AUGGAUGUCAAGAGCAGAAGCAUUAUUGAUGUCUUGUCCGAGGGCAAUGCAAGGAUUCUGUUUGAUGCACUGGAUGCGUUCGACGGAGCGAAAAUAAUUAUGUGGGAUCCUACUCUUAUCAAACAGUUUAACUUAGUGACAACAACAGAACAAUUAAAACAGCACAAGGUUGUAUCAAUGCUACAGCUGGAUCUUUCACCAAGAAUACCGCAAGCGGAGCAUAAUCAUGUCGUGUAUAUCUUAUCGACAUCUAAUUCAUCAGUAAUCAACAAACUAAUCACAUGCCUCAAACAUGCUCGAUCCGCUAAUGUAAUUUUUAUAGUCCCAAUUAACGAUUUGUAA